GGCGGGCUCGGCAGGGCUAGAUGCCGGGCGGGAGGAAAGAGGGGCCGCCGCCGCAGGGAGCCGCCGCUACAGCCAUGCCUGCUUUCCGGCAGGUCGGAGAGAAGCAACUUCCCCAAGAGAUCAUUUUCAUGGCCUGGUCCCCCAAGAGGGAUCUCAUCGCCCUGGCAAACAAAGUCGGAGAAGUUUUACUUCAUCGACUGGCAAACUUCCAGCGAGUCUGGAGUUUGCCACCGAGUGAGACCACCGGGAAAGAAGUAACAGCCCUUGCGUGGCGGCCAGAUGGCAAAAUUCUGGCUUUUGGACUCGCCGAUACGAAGAGAGUUAUCCUGUGCGACGUGGAGAAGCCGGAAAGCCUGCACUCCUUCUCCGUGGAUGCGCCAAUCACUUACAUGCACUGGAUGGAAGUAACAGAAGAAAGCAGUGUUCUUGCUUCGUGUUUUAAUGCUGAGGAUGAAUCCAACCUCCUCCUUCCUAAACUGCCUGCACUGCCAAAGAACUUCAGUGCUACCGCAAAAAUUUUCAGUGAAGAAAAAUCAGAUGAAAUUAUGAAGCUCAUGGGUGAUGUCAGGCUGAAUGCUCUGGUUCUUGGGAGCAACUCUGGCUUUAUUGAGAUUUAUGCUUAUGGGAUGUAUAAGAUUGCCACAGUAACUGGGGUGGCUGGUUCUUGUCUCGCCUUAUGUCUCUCGAGUGACUUGAAAUCGUUAUCUGUUAUUACGAAAGUCGAAGCGUCUCCAGAGAGCGAGCCGGAAAUAACAUACUUCCAGUUCGACACCAGUCUGCUCUCAACAUAUUUGCCUGAAGUGACUCGAAUGGCUCGGAAAUUCACACACAUUUCAACUCUCCUGCAGUAUAUCAAGCUGUCGUUGACGUGUAUGUGUGAAGCUUGGGAAGAAAUACUCAUGCAGAUGGAUUCACGGCUAACUAAAUUUGUACAGGAGAAGAACACCACUACAUCUGUGCAAGAUGAAUUCAUGCAAUUAUUGUUGUGGGGCAAAGCAAGCCUUGAACUUCAGGGUCUGCUAAUGAGUCAGUUAACAGUGAAGGGCUUAAAAAAACUCGGCCAGUCCAUGGAGUCCUCCUAUUCCAGUAUCCAGAAGCUUGUCAUAAGUCAUCUGCAGAGCGGCUCUGAGGCCUUGUUGCACCAUUUAAGCGAGUUGAAAGGAAUGGCAUCGUGGAAACAAAAAUAUGAGUCUCUGGGACUGGAUGUGACGGGAAUCGAAGAAGCGAUUACCGCCGUGGGCUCCUUCAUCCUGAAGGCAAACGAGCUGCUUCAUUGGACCAUGCUAAGGAUGUCAGAAGAUCACGUCCCUCCAGAGCUGAACAAGAUGACUCAAAAAGAUAUUACCUUUGUGGCUGAUUUUCUAACUGAGCACUUCAAUGAGGCACCUGAACUCUACAACCGGAAAGGGAAAUACUUCAAUGUGGAAAGAGUGGGUCAGUAUUUGAAAGAUGAAGAUGAUGAUCUCGUCUCCCCACCGAACACAGAAGGAAACCAGUGGUUUAACUUCAUGCAAAAUGGCAGCCAUCUUAAAGAAAGCCCUUUAUUGUUUCCAUACUAUCCUCAGAAGUCACUACAUUUUGUAAAACGGCGAAUGGAGGGGAUCAUUGAUCAGUGUUUACAAAAGCCGGCGGACGUGAUUGGAAAGUCUGUACACCAAGCAGUUUGUGUGCCUUUGUACAAAGCAUCAAGAAGUGAGGAUCCGACACCUCAUCUCUUUAAGUUGCCCUUUUUGUGGAAUGAUAAAACGUCCAAUUUGCAUUACAUUUUGUUUACAAUGUUGGAAAACUCCAUUUCUAAAAUAUAUAUAUUGAGGAGGGACACAGAUAUUUCAAGGUCUGCUGGUAAUGGAAUACUUGCUAUUGAGUUUGUCAGCUUCGCAAACAAUAAUACUAAUGAAAGCUCAGGUGUAAGCUUCUACAGUUGUCUCGAUGCCCACUUCUACGAUGACGAGACCAUAACUGUCAUUCUCACAGAGAAUUCCAAGCAAGAGGGGAAGGAGAGAAUUCUGGCCCAGCUGCCUUUAUCAUCUGUAUAUACAAAGGAAGCUCAGGAAGUAGAGUUCACCUGGAAUUCUGGUCAAAGGUUGGAUGAGCAAGCCGAUGGCAUUCCUACCCGUACCAUCAGCAUCGAGAGUCAGUGGCGAGUGCUGGAGAACAUGAAAGCCCAGUACGUGGCCGUGAAUGGCAUUCGGAAAGUUUCCUGCGUGCUAAGUUCAAACCUCCGGCACGUGCGAGUGUUCGAAAUGGACGUCGAAGACGACGGAGAAGCUGAGGAGGAAGAGGAGGAUGAGACGGCCCAGCUUGCAGGGAGCUCGGAGCCCAACCAGACUGCAGACAAUCCCGAUGGCGGCAUUUGCCUAGGCGCUGCUCAGCAAGCUGGUGAAACAGAAGAACGCGAAGCGAGCCUGGAUGCCUGAGAACGAACUCUCACGCCUGUGUCUUGCAAUCCAGAGGGAAGGACUAGACUUUUUUAUACCAAGCAACUUCACCGGCACAUUUCUCCUUUUUGGGUGGGGAGAAGUGUUUGUCAAACAGAUAUUGCGUUUACAGCUGCAUUACUUGUGAAUCAGUGCAGGGAAAGAGAUGAAACCAGAUUUGCCUCCCACUAAUCCUGCAAAAUUGUUUUGCUCCUUUAAAGUUCCUGACCCGCCGGGGCCAUGCCUCCCCUCCUUGACCCCUCUUGUUCCUCCUCCACCUUCUCUCCCUCCCACUUUUUCCUUGCCGCAUUCCUAUUUCCUG
Molecule: messenger RNA, 2739 nt
Organism: Gekko japonicus
Lineage: Eukaryota; Metazoa; Chordata; Lepidosauria; Squamata; Gekkonidae
Gene: ANAPC4
Product: anaphase promoting complex subunit 4
Exons: 29
Coding region: 21-2417 (798 amino acids)
Biological process (GO): protein K11-linked ubiquitination; anaphase-promoting complex-dependent catabolic process; positive regulation of mitotic metaphase/anaphase transition
Cellular component (GO): nuclear periphery; anaphase-promoting complex
Molecular function (GO): protein binding
Source: RefSeq, a predicted model, not a curated record